GUAAGAUAAUACAGAAACUUGUCAGCACCAGUGUCGCCGUCGUCGGCAAGCCAACAAAACUUGCGCUUAUCGUGCGUGGCGACCUCAAGAUGAGCAAGGGCAAGACAGCAGCACAAUGCGCUCAUGCUGCUGUCAUGUGCUAUCAAAGUGCAGCUCAAGGCAGCGAAUCGCAGGCGGCAGUACUACAACGUUGGUGCCGAAUGGGGCAGCCAAAAAUUGUUCUGCGUGUGGAUAGCUACGAGCAGUUGCAUGACCUGCAACAUCAAGCCCAACAGGCAAACGUGGUUGCUCAACUGGUCAGAGACGCGGGACGCACGCAACUGGAAGCCGGCACAGCGACAGUGUUGGGCUUGGGACCUGCCCUAGCCACGGAUCUUGACAAACUGGUUGCUCACUUAAAAUUAUUGUAAAUAGAGAGGUGGACAUUACUGUUUAAACAAUAUUGUAUUUAAUAUAAACAACCAAACCAAACUUGACUUUUAGUUUGCUCAAGCUGUUGUUCUCUUGCCGCCCGACAUCGUGGAAAUGGUUAAGGAAACCGCCUGACCAAACAUUUCCACCAAAUCCGACGUAACACGCUCAGUUAUCUGGCGAAGCUUGCCAUUGGAUUCCCCACAAAUCAAGCGCUCAAUACGCGGCGUAGGGCACUUGACCAGCACCGAGGUGUAAACGACAUCUGGAAUUCAAAAACAUCAAUUAUUAUAUCCAUAAACAUUUGAAUUUUGAAUUCAGCAUACGCUUCUCCACAUUAUAGUACUCGAUCAUGCACUCCAGAUUGUAGGGUAUUUCCUGCGGCAGAUAGUCCAGCAAGCGGGCACGAACACUUUCAACAAUUAGCGUCUCUGGAGACGCAUCCGUAUAAACAUCGGCGGGAUAUUCCCAGCGUCUUGGCUUAGCUGCGCUAAUGAAAUGAUCCUGCAACUCCUGCAACCCACUGCCCG
This is a messenger RNA of Drosophila sulfurigaster albostrigata, 941 nucleotides long. Its product is annotated as probable peptidyl-tRNA hydrolase 2. NCBI's taxonomy places the organism in Eukaryota, Metazoa, Arthropoda, Insecta, Diptera, Drosophilidae. Gene Ontology annotation, molecular function: peptidyl-tRNA hydrolase activity. Gene Ontology annotation, cellular component: cytosol; mitochondrion. The transcript has a single exon. The record is from RefSeq and is a predicted model, not a curated record. The coding region runs from base 90 to 410 and encodes 106 amino acids.